Molecule: messenger RNA, 678 nt
Organism: Arctia plantaginis
Lineage: Eukaryota; Metazoa; Arthropoda; Insecta; Lepidoptera; Erebidae
Source: the annotation of a GenBank genome assembly
AUGCCGUGCGAUACGCAAACGAAUUUCUUUGAUUUGGUUGUUAGAUCUCCUGCGUACGUGUGGCAAAGAAAAGAAGAAUUGGAAUGGCUCAUCGGUCCUGAAUGUACCUGGAAUUAUCUCGCCAUUUUCUUCCCUAUCAAAAAUCCCAAUGGGACAGUAGACAACCGAACCAAAGACGUUUUGGAUGUUGAAAAUGCUGAUAAUCAAGGCAUUAAUGACAAUGAAGCAAGCAGUGAAAUGCUCCCUCCAAAUCAAAAAAGUGCUAAGAAAAAGAAAAUAGAUUAUGACAAUCCAAUGGUAAAGAGUGCAUAUGAACUUUUGAAGAAAACAGCGGACAAUGAUGACCCGUACACAAGUUAUGGAUUGCAUAUUGCCAACGAACUAAAAAAAUACGAUAAAGGUACCUUGGCCUGUGUCAAACAUGCCAUUAAUAAUAUAAUAUUCCAGGCAGAUAUGGGAAAUGAUUCACCAAAUGUCUAUUUUCCACGUGAAUAUUACAAUGAGCCACAACAAUAUGGGUAUACUACAAGUACAUCAACUGUUUCAUCGCCACCUGCGCCACCGUCACCAACUUUGGAAUCGACUAAUCGACCAUCACCAGCAGAAACAUCAAAUGCUGAUAACCAAUUCGCUGAAUCGGAAUCGCUGUUAACCUCUCAGAAUUUUCUUAACAUUUAA